This is a messenger RNA of Laccaria bicolor S238N-H82, 1043 nucleotides long. RefSeq lists its product as uncharacterized. The coding region runs from base 1 to 864 and encodes 287 amino acids. Lineage: Eukaryota; Fungi; Basidiomycota; Agaricomycetes; Agaricales; Hydnangiaceae. The record is from RefSeq and is a predicted model, not a curated record. The transcript is spliced from 7 exons.
AUGUCGCUGGGUGGGGUCGAUCGUUCGCGCAGUGUCCAUGAAGUGAACAAGAUACGACAUUCAAAGUGGGACGUACCUUCAUUCACUGGGGAACGUAGCAGGGAACGCGUGAACGAUCUUCGCGUCAAGUAUCUCUUUAUUCCUAACCACCACCACCACCGCUGUCUACAUCGCCGCUCCCAGUCUCCCCCUCCUCCACACACACUCUCUCUUUCUCACCCCGCCUCGUCCCUCCCACAAUUCCGAAACCGCGUCGCGUCUCGUACAAGUGCACGUGUUCUAUUGUUUAGAGAAUUGGACUACAAUCCAUCGACACCAAUGCCUAUAGACCUCCCCGACGAGCCAGACGGCGACACUCAGCUACCCGACCAACCUGACGAUCCCCCAACCCUAACGGAUAUUUCCAAUGCCGUAACAUAUAAUCACAAUCUGUUGGUCAGCCACCAAGUUCAGGAUCAGGAUUCUGCGUCGAGCGAUGACAUUGGCAGAGGCGUAGUGUACCAGACCAAACUUGUCCAGGCACAGGCUGGCGAAAAUGUUGCUCCGCCCUGGUUUGCGCCCGCCUUAGCUGCUGCUUUCGCUGUUGGUUUGGCGCCAUUGACUCGUGUCUCUCACAAGACGCAUAACCUUGCCUGUGGUGAUGGGCGGACUAGGCGAUUCCUUGAAGUACCUUUUGUUGAUGGUACCCUUCCGACGGAGGACCCGCACAACCUCCCGGCGUUGCUUAAUGUUGAUGACGUCAAUGCAUUGACUGGGCCUGAAGCCACUAGCUACCUGCAAGGUUACAAUUUGCCCUUUCAACAGCUUAUGAACAAUCGCAAAAGAGCUAUUCGUUCUGAAAUUGGUUGCACGGCGGCUACGUAGAAUUUGCAGCUUCAAAGAACCACAUGCACUUAAAUUCACUAUAAUACCAUCCUAUGUACUCAUACUAGUAGUGUAGAGCCGACUAUACCGUAAUAGACUGGGUAAUUUAUAUUCACUAGCAUGGUUAUGGUACAAGCCUUGUCCUAAUAGUUUACUACAACGCGCGCCUUGCUUCGCUU